CAGGGAGUGGUGGGCGGAAACCUGGCCGAGACUGAAGGAGGGUGGGCCGGGUCCACCCCGGCCCGCCCCUCUGUCCUGUCCGCCUCUGCUCAUUCGGAGGCUCGGCCCGGCGGUGAUCUAGUCCAGACACUUUCGCUGCACGCGCGCGGUCCGGAAGAGUUCUGUCAUCCGGGGUAAACUGAGGCUCCGCCAUGUGCGGCAUCUGGGCGCUGUUCGGCAGCGAUGAGGGCCUGUCGGCGCAAUACCUGAGCGCCAUGAGCGUCGCCCACCGGGGCCCCGACGCUUUUCGCUUCGAGAAUGUGCACGGCUUCACCAACUGCUGCUUCGGCUUCCACCGGCUGGCCGUGGUGGACCCCGUGUCCGGCAUGCAGCCCCUCCGCCUGCAGAAGUUCCCCUCCCUGUGGCUGUGCUACAACGGCGAGAUCUACAACCACCGGCAGCUGCAGAAGCACUUUGGGUUUGAGUACCAGACACAGGUCGAUGGGGAGAUCCUGCUCCACCUCUACAACAAAGGGGGCAUCGAGCAGACGGCCCCCAUGCUGGACGGCGUCUUCGCCUUCAUCCUGCUGGACACCGCCAACCGCAAGGUGUUCUUGGGGAGGGACACGUUUGGCGUCCGGCCGCUGUUUAAAACGCUGACGGAUGAAGGAUUUCUGGCCGUGUGCUCUGAAGCCAAAGGCCUGGUCAACCUGAAGCACCCCGCGGCCCCCCAGCUGCAGAUCACCCCCUUCCCCCCCGGCCAUUACGAAGUCCUGGACUUGAAGACCAAUGGGAAGGUGGUGUCUGUGGAGCUGGUGAAGUUCCACCAGUGCCGGGACGCCCCCCUCCAUGCCCUCUACGACCCCCUGGAGAAGCUCUCUUCAGGCCUGGAUCUUGAAACAGUGAAGGGUAACAUCCGGCUGCUCUUCGACCGCGCCGUCCGGAAGCGCCUGAUGACUGACCGGCGCAUCGGCUGUCUCCUGUCAGGGGGUCUGGACUCCAGCUUGGUGGCCGCCACCCUCCUGAAGCAGCUGAAGGAGGCCGAGGUCUCCUACCCGCUCCAGACCUUCGCCAUCGGCAUGGAGGACAGCCCGGAUCUGCUGGCCGCCCGGAAGGUGGCGGCCCACAUUGGGAGCGAGCACCACGAGGUCCUCUUCAGCUCCGAGGAGGGUCUCCAGGCCCUGGACAAGGUCAUCUUCACCCUGGAGACCUACGACAUCACCACAGUCCGAGCGUCUGUCGGCAUGUACCUGGUCUCCAAGUACAUCCGCAAGAACACGGACAGCGUGGUUGUCUUCUCGGGAGAAGGCUCCGACGAGCUCACCCAGGGCUACAUCUACUUCCACCAGGCGCCGUCGGCCGAGGAGGCCCAGGAGGAGAGCGAGAGGCUUCUGAAGGAGCUCUACCUCUUUGACGUGCUGCGUGCAGACCGGACCACAGCGGCCCAUGGCCUAGAGCUGCGGGUCCCGUUUCUGGACCACAGAUUUACUUCCUAUUACCUGUCCCUGCCCCCAGAGCUGCGGAUCCCAAAGAACGGGGUGGAGAAGCAUCUGCUGAGGGAGGCGUUUCAGGACUGCAACCUGCUGCCCAAAGAGAUCCUCUGGCGGCCCAAAGAAGCCUUCAGUGACGGCCUCACCUCUGUCAAGAAGUCCUGGUUCACCAUCCUUCAGGAGCACAUCGAGCAUCAGGUCUCUGACUCGCUGCUGGAGAACGCUGCCAAAAAGUUUCCCCUGAACACUCCGAAGACGAAGGAGGGCUACUACUACCGGCAGCUCUUUGAGAAGCACUACCCCGGGCGAGCGGACUGGCUCCCGCACUACUGGAUGCCCAAGUGGAUCGAGGCCAGCGACCCCUCCGCCCGCACGCUGGCGCACUACAAGUCGGCGGCCAAGGAGUAGCCCCGGGCGGGCUCCUGGGAGGCGGGGGGCGGGGCCCUCCCCGCUCUGUACCCUCCGGCCCAAUAAAGUUUUCAGCCAAAUGCCAAA
Messenger RNA from Antechinus flavipes (yellow-footed antechinus), 1964 nucleotides. RefSeq names its product asparagine synthetase (glutamine-hydrolyzing) (gene ASNS). Lineage: Eukaryota; Metazoa; Chordata; Mammalia; Dasyuromorphia; Dasyuridae. Bases 192 to 1877 code for a protein of 561 amino acids. Gene Ontology annotation, cellular component: cytosol. The transcript is spliced from 11 exons. The record is from RefSeq and is a predicted model, not a curated record. Gene Ontology annotation, molecular function: asparagine synthase (glutamine-hydrolyzing) activity.